CUUUCUCGCUAUGCAGCCUGGCCGCGUGGGGAUCGUCUAGGGCGGCCCUGCUCCCCUCCGCGGGCGGGCGGUUGGAGGCCGCGGCGGCUGCGCGGUAAGCAGCUUCCUGCCCUACAGCCCGCGCUCGGCGGUCUUCUGCGGGGAGCUCGGGGAGCGGCCGGCACGCCGUGGGGAGUACAGUGCGGAGAGCAACCCUGCGACCCCGGCGCGCGCCUCGCGGGGAAGUCUUCAGGGACGGCGGGACCGAGCCCCCGCGAGGAACGAAAAAAUAGGCAUCAAAAUUGGUCGACCCGAAAGCGGCCUUCGGAGUUGGUGUUGACACGAGUUGGAGUUGUUCAGUCGGACACGAGGCACUGAAGGCAGAGCCGAGUGCGCGUUCCCAGCUUGGGCGAUGCGGGGCGGCUGUGUGGCUCCGGUUGUGGCGCGUGUCCUGCCCCCCAGCUGGUCCACAAAACCGUGCUGACCCGAGGCCUGUCAGGUUUCUGCGGCUCCUGGCGCAGCUGUCUCAGAAUUCUGCACGAACACCCCAGUGUUCUUGAUGAGUAUUCUGUAUGUACUCUAGAUAGGCGUCCAUCCGUGCUGGUAACAUUGCCCAGUUGUGGCUUGCAUCUUCACUUUGCUUAAGAUUACAGCCACGAUGCUGAGAAGGAUGACAAGGCUUCUCUCUGGGGCCCGGCAGUUGGACCCUGGACGUUUUUUGCACAGGGGGUCCCCCGCCCCUCAGAGCCUUGAUGCUCACCUGGAUGACCAGAGACCCAGAGCUGUAUCCUGUACUAGUGAGGAUGACCCGGCCAGGCAUGGGGAGCAGCAUGCCGCUCUACACUACCACAUCCCCCUCCAGGAUCUGAAGACUGUGUUCCCCCAGGGCCUGCCCCCUCGCUUCAUCAUGCAGGUGAAGACAUUCAAUGAAGCUUGUCUGAUGGUGAGGAAACCAGCCCUCGAGCUUCUACAUUACCUGAAAAACACCAAUUUUGCUCACCCAGCUGUGCGGUAUGUUCUCUAUGGGGAGAAGGGGACAGGAAAAACCCUCAGUCUUUGCCACAUUGUUCAUUUCUGUGCAAAACAGGACUGGCUAAUACUGCACAUUCCAGAUGCUCAUCUUUGGGUGAAAAAUUGUCGAGGUCUCCUGCAGUCUUCCUACAACAAGCAGCGCUUUGAUCAACCUGUAGAGGCUUCGAUAUGGCUGAAGAAUUUCAAAACUGCAAAUGAGCGUUUCUUGAGUCAGAUAAAAAUUCAAGAGAAGUACGUCUGGAAUAAGCGAGAAAGCACUGAGAAAGGCAGUCCUCUGGGAGCAGUGGUUGAACAGGGCCUGACGCGGGUGAGGAAUGCCACAGAUGCAGUUGGGAUUGUCCUCAAGGAGCUCAAGAAUCAGAGUUGUUUGGGUGCGUUCCGUCUGUUGGUGGCGGUGGACGGAGUCAAUGCUCUCUGGGGAAGGACCUCGCUGAAGAGGGAAGAUAAGAGCCUGAUAGCCCCUGAGGAGCUGGCGCUCGUGUGCAGCCUGAGGAAGAUGGUGAGAAAUGACUGGCACGGAGGCGCCAUUGUGUUGACGCUUAGCCAGACUGGGUCUCUCUUUAAGCCAAGGAGGGCCUAUCUGCCCCAGGAGCUGCUGGGAAAGGAAGGAUUUGAUGCCCUGGAUCCCUUUAUUCCCAUCCUGGUCUCCAACUAUAACCCAAAGGAGUUUGAAAGUUGUAUCCAGUAUUAUUUGGAGAACAAGUGGCUUCAACAUGAGAAAGGAGUGGUCAUUGCAUUCCAACAUGAUCUGGAUCACGGAGCCUCCACACAGACGUUUCUGGGUGACACCAUGCUGCAGAGAGCACUGCCAGCUGUCCUUCCCCCUCCCUCCCCCUGCCCACCAGCUCAUACGGAGGAAGGGAAGAAAGAGCUGCUGUUCCUGAGUGACGCCAACCCCGGGCAGCUGGAGCGGCUCUGCGCCUACCUUUAGGUCACUGUGCACAUCUGCUCCCAGCCUUCACUGAAGAGUGACCAGAGCAGCCAGGAGAUGCCCUCCUGUUCCUAAAACUAGUUCAUUAGCUGGGGUUUUUCAUGUUAGGUAAUUAUGGAUUUUUCCCUAAAAUAAAUUAUCUUUCUUAAAAGUGUUGUAUCAGGCUUAUAAAAUGGAAAGAGGCUUCAGUUGGCCAAAUUGAAUUUCUCUGACGUUCUGUAAGGGGUGUGAAGAGACCAGAUUCUGCAGAAACUUCCACUAGUUCUAGACUUUAUUCAGGUGAGGAGACUGACAUUCACCCCUUCAGUUCCCCCUCUGGCACCCGGACACACCCGCCGAUGGCCUCUCCAUGCUGCCUAGGCCUUGCCCCUUCCCGCCAGGCCCAAGGACUUGGCCCCACACGCCUGCUACACACCCACAGGAGGCAGAGGCCUCUCCCUCACACAGAUAUGUGUGCCAGCUUUGGGAGAUUUGGGAAAAUAAUGACUCCCAGCAGUUUCAGGGAGUUGAAUCCUCUGCCCCACUCACGUCAGGACAGCCAAGUUCAAGCCCUGCUGCCUCAUCCAAACCGUCACAGGGCCCGUGUCCUGCUGGUUCCACCUGUCCUAACAGUAAUGACGCCAAACUUCAGGGGCAUAUCGUGAGCACUGAAUCACCGUGUGGAAAGUGCCUCACACAUGGGCGGUACUAAGUAGUCAUGACCAUUAGGACUUGACUUUCUAACACUUUCUCUGAACACUGGCCACAAGGGAGACCAUCUGGAUGGGGUCAGAAUUUUGACCAGAGACCUAGCUUCCCCCACACCUCACCAUCCUUGAGGGCUCCAUCUCUGAACCCGACCUUCUCCCAGACCCAGUCCUUUGUCAGGUCUACUGGCCUGGGUCCUGAACCCUGCUCUACAAAGCCUGUUCCCCCAGCCCCCAGCCCUGGGAGGCCUGAUGCCCUUACCCCAUCCUGUGCCACCUGCCACCCGACUCACAUGCCUCCCUCAGUGGAUGGCCAGGGCCUCAGGUUCAUCUCCGUGGGAGUCAAAGCCCCUCGUCCCCUCCAUCCUCACUGCUCUCUACCUACAUCCCUCCUGCCCCCUUGUCUUGUUUCACAGGACCACCCACUUGAGUCGACCUCCAGCCCAAGUCAUUCAGUGGAUUCCAUUUGCCUUUAUUCCUGUUUCUGCUGCAUCCAAACCACAGAAAAACAUGUCAUGGAAACCAGCCUCCUUUCUUUUCCUCCUCUCCUAGAAGCAACUUCUGUUACUAGUUCUAGGGAUAAAAGUCCUAGUAUAGUCCACAUAAAAAAUAGGCAUUUUUAAAUUUUUUUAAAAGCUUUUCUUCAAGAGAGAGAGAGAAAGAGCAUGAGCAGGGGGAGGGGCAGAGGGAGAAGGAGACCCUCCUGAGCAGGGAGCCCAACUUGGGGUUCCCCCUAGGACCCUGAGAUUAUGACCUGAACCAAAGGCAGACACUUCACCGACUGAGCCACCCAGGGGCAGGGAGUCUGCUUCUCCCUUUGCCCUUCCCCCUGCUUGUGCAUGCUCUUUCUCUCAAAUAAAUAAAAUCUUUAAAAAAAAAAAAAAAAGCUACAGGCUGGGGGAAAAUAUCUGCAAAUUCAUGUAUAUAUCAGAAUAUAUAAAGGACUAUUACUCAUUAAUAAGAAAACACAGUUUAAAACUUGGUAAAUAAUUUGGACAUCCCGGACAAGCUUAUGAGAAGUUGUUCUGCAUCACUAGCGACAGGAAAAUGCGAAUCCAGAUCAUUGAAUGGCCAGGGCACACCCACCAAGACGGCUGAAAUUACACAGGGAGGCUCUGAGAUACAGGAACCAUCACACCUCGCCAGUAUAAAUAUACAAUGGAAAUACAAAUUUUCUAACAUGCUUCCACUUUAGAAAACAAUCUGGCAGUUCCUAAAAAUGUUAAACAUGGAGUUAGCACAUAAGCAACUCAACCCCCAGGUGUUUACCCUGGAGAAAUGAAAAUGUGUCCAUGCAAAGAUGUGUAUUCAAGCAGCAUGAGGCACAGCAACAUGAUUCAUGACUGCUCAAUGAUGGGAAUAACCCAAAUACCCAUUAUUUGUAAGCAGGUAACCAGAACAGAGCACGUAUUAGUAACUGCUACCACACGGGGAGCCUCUGACACGGAACUGAGAGACUCCCACACAAAAGACCACAUGUGGGAGGAUUAUGUCCAGAAAGUGCAAAUCCAUACAGGAAGAAAUGGUGAAUGGCUGCCUGGUGUUGGGGGGAAUGGGGUUCAGCUGUAAUCAUUGGAGGAUUCUGGAAGAUGAUGAAAAUGUUUUCAGACUGAACUUUGGUAAAUGAAUGCACAACUCUAUGUAAAACUGUGUCCGACUUGUUCCUUCCCUUCAUUUGCAAGUCACACCCUCACUGGGCUCUCACAGCUCCCGAGGGCCCAUUGGGCUCCUCUCCAGGUCCCUCACUCAGGCAUUUAUUUCCCUGAUGAGGCACUUGCAUGGGUGAUGCCACUCUGGUGUUUGCUGCUGGUGUAUGCAGUCUUCAAGACACAAAUCCAAACUUGCAAGUAAAAAGUCAAAAAAUAUAUACUAUUCAAACACCAAAGGAAAGCUGAUUCAUCUGUAUUAUUACCAAGAAAAGUAGACAAUAAGAUAAAACAGCAUUUUGGGGCGCCUGGGUGGCUCAGAGGUUGAGCUUCUGCCUUUGGUCCAGGUCGUGGUCCUGGGGUCCUGGGACUGAGUCCCAGGGGAGCCUGCUUCUCUGUCUCUCUCUCUCUCUCUCUCUCUCUCUCUCAUGAAUAAAUAAAAUCCUUUUAAAAAACCCAGCAUUUUUAGAGAGAAGAGGGAUAUUUUAAAAUGGUAGAAGGUUCAUCAGAAAGAUAAAACUAUUACAAAGUAGUAUGCCCUAAUAACAUAACCUAAGAAAAUGGAAACUGACAAAAUAUAAGGAAAAAUAAACCAUGGUGGUAGGAAUAUACUUUAGUAACUCAUAGAUGACAGCCAAUCAGAACAGAUAUUCUAGUAGCAUAAUUAACAAACUUGUCAAUGAAAGGAUUUUUUUUAAUUAAACCAAAACACUUCUGAAUAUACAUUCUUCUAAAGCACACCUAUCCCUACCUGAAUAGAUAUUCAAAACUUGACUCUCACUGGGUGGGCCAUGUCACCAAAUUUCAAAGAGCUUAAAUCAUGAAUGGUAUUCUCUGACCCCACUGUAAUUUAAGCCAAAACUCAAUUCCAAAUACAUGCACAGAAAAUCCCUUAUGUUUGGAUAUCACGAAAUACUCUUCUGAGAAGAAAAUCAGAAUGGAAAUGAGAAAGUAAUUCAAACUAAAUGAUUAUGAAAAUACUAAACUCAAAACCAAAAAUUUGGUUCUCUAAAAAUACUAUUAAAAUUGGGGGUAGGGGCACCUGGGUGGCUCAGUGGUUGUGAAUGUCUGCCUUUGGCCAGGGUGUGAUCCUAGGGUCCUGGAUCCAGUCCCACAUUGGGCUCCUUGUGGGGAGCUUGCUUCUCCCUCUGCCUGUGUCUUUGCCUCUCUCUGUUUAUCUCUCAUGAAUAAAUAAAAGCUUUUUAAAAAAAAAUAAAAUUGGGGGUACCUGAGUGGCCCCAUUGGUGAAGCAUCUGCCUUCAGCUCAGGUCAUAAUCCUGGGGUCCUGGGACCAAGUCCUGCAUCGGGCUCCUCAGCAGGGAAUCUGCUUCUCCCUCUGCCUUUCUUACCACUCAUGCUCUCUACCUCAAAUAAAUAUAUUUUAAAAUACUAUUAAAGUUGAUUUUUAAAAAACUCUGGUGAGAAUAUUUAAAAAAAAAGUAAAAAUAACUUUUUACUUUUGAAAUGAGCAACAUCAGAAAUGAUAAAGGUGGGGGGCAGCUCAGGUGGCUUAGCGGUUUAGCGCUGCCUUCAGCCCAGGAUGUGAUCCUGGAGACUUGGGAUCGAGUCCCACGUCGGGCUCCCUGCAUGGAGCCUGCUUCUCUCUGCCUGUGUCUCUGCCUGUUUCUCUCUGUGUCUCUCAUGAAUAAGUAAAUAAAUCUUUUUUUAAAAAAAUGAUAAAGGUGGGAGACCUGGGUGGCUCAGUGGUUGAGCAUCUGCCUUCAGCUCAGGGCAUGAUCCCGGGGUCCUGGGAUCGAGUCCCAAAGGGAGCCUGCUUCUCCCUCUGCCUGUGUCUCUGCCUCUCUCUGUGUCUCUCAUGAAUAAAUAAACAUCUUUAUAAAAAAAAAAAAAAGCUUUGGAGAGGGACAAAUACAUUAUUAUUUGUGGAAAUGCUGGUGUAGAAAUCCAAGAGUCUACAGAUAAAUUAUUAAAAGUACUAUGUGAGCAUAGCAGUGUCACUGGAUAUGUCAGUCUACACAUCAGCUGCAUUUCUCCAUAACAAUAGAAAAUAAAAAUUUUAAAGAUUUCACUUACAAUAGCAACAAAACUAUAAAAAACAUAAUGUAACAAGAUAUGUGUAUGAUGUUUAUAGAUAAAACUAUAAACUAUUGGAGAAAAAGAUCUCAAUAAAUGGUAGGACAGAAACUAGAAAAAAAAAAAAAACUAGAAAAGUUACUACCAUAAAGGUGUCAGUUCUCCCCAAACCGAUCUACAGAGAUGCAAUGCUUUCCCAAUCACGAUACCUAGAGAUUUUUAAAUUUUUCUUUGCAACUUGACAAACUAAUUCUAAAUUAUAUGUGGACAUAAAAGAGCCCAGAAUAGACGUGUCUCUCACCUUUUACACUAUUUUGGAAACUGUCAAACCUACAGGAAUGCAGAAAACAGUACAAAGGAAUCCCAUAUAACCUUCACUCAAUUGUUAAAUUUUGUCACACUAGCUUUAGCUUUCUACAGAUUUAUGUCACCAUUUGAAAGUAAAUUGCAGACAAUUCUUUUAUCACAUUUCUCCUAGGAAUACAAUAUUUUACAUACCCAGCAUAUCACUAACAUACCAAAGUAACCCGUCAGUAUAACGUUCUCUAAUAUGGUGGGGUUUUUUGUUUUUUUGGGUUUUUUGUUUGUUUGUUUUUUACGAUUUUAUUUAUUCACAAGAGACACAGGCAGAGACACAGGCAGAGGGAGAAGCAGGCUCCAUGCAGGGAGCCUGACUCAGGACUCCAUCCCGGGACUCCAGGAUCACGCCCCAAGCUAAAGGCAGAUGGUCAACCGCUGAGCCACCCAGGUGUCCCAUGCUCUAUUUUUUUUUUAACGUGCUCUAUUUUUCAAGUUUUCCAGUUAUCCUAACUUCUUCGUGGCUGUCCCACCGCACCUCCACACUAAUCCACAUUCAACCAAAGUCUAUACAACACAUUUACACUGAAAUCUCUUUAGUGUCCUGUUAGUUUCAGUAGACCCUCUGGUUUUUCUGUUAUUUGACAUUUUUUAAAAUGCCAGGCCAGUUAUUUCAGUUAUCCCACAUUAUGGAUUUGUUGAAUUGUUCCCUUCAGAUACAGGUUAAAUACUUUUGACAAGCACAGCAGACAGUUGAUGCUUUCUAUCUACUACACUUGACAUCAUUGUGGUUUGUUUCAUUCAUGGUGAUGCUAAAUUGGAUCACUUGGUUAAUUCUGGCAUCCAUCAUUGUAAACGUACCUUUUCUCAAUGUACUUAACAAAUAAAGCGUUACUUUGAAAUCCUGAAACCAUCCCAUUUUUUGAUAAAUUAUCACCCAAAGGUUUUAACGUCCACUGAUGAUGGCCAUCUAAAUUAAUUCUUUAAUUGAUGGCUGCAAUCUAAAUUCUGGCCUUCCCGAGACACCUGGGUGGCUCGGUGGUUGGGCAUCUACCUUCAGCCCAGGGUGUGAUCCUGGAGUCCUGGAAUCCAGUCCCACAUUGGGCUCCUGGAAGGGAACCUGCUUCUCCCUCUGCCUGUGUCUCUGCCUCUCUCUGUCAUGAAUAAUUAAAAUCUUUUGAAAAAAUAAAUUCUAUCAUUCCUUCUACGUUUAUUAGCUGCUAUUCUUCCGUCACCUCUAACACCUUCCCCCUCCUUUUUUUUUAAUUUUUAUUUAUUUGUGAUAGUCACACACAGAGAGAGAGAGAGAGAGACAGGCAGAGACAUAGGCAGAGGGAGAAGCAGGCUCCAUGCACCGGGAGCCCGACGUGGGAUUCGAUCCCGGGUCUCCAGGAUCACGCCCUGGGCCAAAGGCAGGCGCCAAACCACUGCGCCACCCAGGGGUCCCACCUUCCCCCUUUUUUAAGUCUCCUUGGGACUCUAAGACACUUUUUAAAACAUGGUGUUUAAACAUCCUGUGAAACUGUAACGGACCAACAGAAAAGGAUCAAGAGCCCAGAACAUAACGUAAACAGCAUUAGUAAUAUUUGAAAAGGUCCAUAAACGUGACUGUAUUUAAAAAGACAAAAUAGGGACGCCUGGGUGGCUCAGUGGCUGAGCUUCUGCCUUCUGCUCAGGUUAUGAUCCUGGGGUUCUGGACCGAAUUCCACAUUGGGUUCCCUGCAGGGAGCCUGCUUCUCCCUUUGCCGGUGUCUCUGCCUCUCUGUCUCUCAUGAAUAAAUAAAUAAGAUCUUUAAAAAAAAUAAAAAAAAUAGACAAAAUUCUGUUCUAAAAACUCCCUUUAAGGAAGGGAAAAAGCAACCAGAGUGAGAGUAGGUAUUUUCAACACAUAAUCAACAAAGGUUGUAUAUCCUGAAUAACUUACUCCUACAAAUCAAGGAGACAACCCGAAAGACACAUGGCCAGGGGACUCAAACAUGCACUUCAAAAAAGGAUAUCCUUGGGACACCUGGGUGGCUCAGCGGUUGAGCGUCUUCCUUUGGCUCAGGGUGUGAUCCCGGGGUUCUGGGAUCUAAUCCCACAUUGGGCUCCCUGCAUGGAGCCUGCUUCUCCCCCUGCCUAUGUUUCUGCUUCUGUGUGUGUGUGUCUCAUGAAUAAAAUCUUUAAAACACACACACACAAAAACCCAUAAAAGGAUAUCCAAGUGGCUCAUAAACUUAUGAAAAGGUGCUCUCAACCUCGUUAGUAAUUAACACCAGUGACUAAGGCAAUUUCUAAAGGUUACGGUGCAUCAACUGAAACUCCCCUACGCUGGUGGUGGUUUACACCGGUAGUGAGUUUAAAGGGACAGUUUGGUGGUAUUUACCCAGUCACAGCACAGCC
This is a messenger RNA of Nyctereutes procyonoides (raccoon dog), 8987 nucleotides long. It is a transcript of the gene DAP3, whose product is annotated as death associated protein 3. The record is from RefSeq and is a predicted model, not a curated record. Lineage: Eukaryota; Metazoa; Chordata; Mammalia; Carnivora; Canidae. Gene Ontology annotation, molecular function: phosphoric diester hydrolase activity; structural constituent of ribosome. Gene Ontology annotation, biological process: apoptotic process. Gene Ontology annotation, cellular component: mitochondrial ribosome; mitochondrial small ribosomal subunit. The coding region runs from base 638 to 1942 and encodes 434 amino acids. The transcript has 14 exons.